Malassezia sympodialis ATCC 42132 is the source of this 1125-nucleotide messenger RNA. RefSeq lists its product as uncharacterized. Lineage: Eukaryota; Fungi; Basidiomycota; Malasseziomycetes; Malasseziales; Malasseziaceae. Bases 1 to 1125 code for a protein of 374 amino acids. Gene Ontology annotation, cellular component: cytoplasm. Gene Ontology annotation, molecular function: ubiquitin protein ligase activity; zinc ion binding. The record is from RefSeq and is a predicted model, not a curated record. The transcript is spliced from 2 exons.
AUGCACCAGGCCGAGUCGGCCGGCUCGGCGCGGCCGUCGUCGCCUACAUCUCCAGCGACGCUGCCGGACCCACAAGCGCCGGCGCCUCAUUUAGAAGAUGAAGAAGGGUUUACGGCACAGGAUCUCAUUGACCAGCAGGCCCGACUCGAAUCACAGGCCCAUGAGGCCAUCCCGUUUCGAUUCGAUUCGUGUACACACUCGCUCGGCUACAUCCGACAGCCUGUGUACGCCUGCCGGACGUGUGGUGGCGGUGGAGUGUGUGCGAGCUGCAGUGUAGCAUGUCAUUCCGACCACGAGCUUGUAGAGCUCUUCCAUCGGCGCCACUUUCGCUGCGAUUGUGGUACGCCUACUCUAUUCCGCGAGCGUGACGAGACGCCAAUGAUGCAGCAGACGGGCUUUCCUGAGGAUGCACGCCCGUGCUCUUUGCGCAGAAACACAAAAAAUCGUGGUUGGGACGAGCCGAACGACGAAAAUACCUACACACACAACUUUCGUGGUGCCUUCUGCUACUGCGAGCGUGGCAAACAUUACGAUCCAGCGACCGAGGACGAGGUUAUGUACCAGUGUCUCGUGUGUGAAGACUGGCUGCACCAGUCGUGCACGGCUCUUGCGCCAGGACCAAAGACAUCAGCGCCGCUACUUGCCGCUCAUACCUUCGAUACCCUGAUCUGUGACCGAUGCAUGAGACAGGAGGGAGCUGGUCUCCUGCGUGACUAUGCGUGCGCGCCUGGGUGGAUUGUCCUUGACGAGCAUGGUGUGAUGGACACAUCACCUCAGACACGCCCAUCCAAGCGCCUGCGUGUCGAGACGUCUGCAUGUCGGCGACCUUCCUGCCCACUUCUCGCGUGGCCGGCGCGCUUCGAUGUGUUUCUGUCGCCGUCGUUUCGCGCCGCGAUCUGCCGAUGCGAGGAUUGUGCUGCCCAAUGGAACGCUUUGUAUCCCUAUGUGUUUGCGGAGGAAGAGACGUACGAUCCGCCUGCGGAAGAUGACGACACUGCCUCGGCUACGUCCACAUCUUCGUAUGAACGAGGCCUUUCUGUGCUCUCGCAGCUUCCACGCAUGCAAAUGCUCGAGUCUCUGCGGGCGUACGAACGCCUGCGAGACGCACUGCGCACGAGCCUGUGA